This is a messenger RNA of Trichoderma atroviride IMI 206040, 1857 nucleotides long. NCBI's taxonomy places the organism in Eukaryota, Fungi, Ascomycota, Sordariomycetes, Hypocreales, Hypocreaceae. The record is from RefSeq and is a predicted model, not a curated record.
AUGGUGAAUAAAGCAAUUGCCUUGUACCUGCUGGGAGUUGGGGCCACUCUUGUCAGCGCGACAGAGAGCACCGUGACCGUCACGACGACCAAGACGGAGACAGUCACCGCCUGUGCUUCGUCCUGCUAUUCAGUCUUGACUAGCUGCACCUCAACUGUGUCUUUGACUUCGUCCGCCUUGUCUACUAUAUCCACUGAGACCACGUCUACCGCUGCUACUUCCACUCAGAGUUCCAUCUCUGGAACAAGCUCUUCUCAGUCGACGUACUCUGUCCCAUCGACAUCCUUGAGCACGUAUCAAACCAAUACAGCGAUAGCAUCAAUUGAAAUUUCCCAGUCUACCACUUCUACCGCUUCUGUGGUUACUGAUAGUCUCAUCUCGAGUCAGAGCCCUGGCACUUCCACCAGUUCUGGCACCGCUUCAACCCCAACAGAGACCCAUGCAUCCACGGAAAGUGUUGUUUCUUCAUCUGCAGCCACUACAUCCACCACUUCUGGUGCAGAGUCAAGCCAGCUCCCCAGUACCUCUACCCUCUCUACUACAAAGUCAUGCUCUCACCCCUAUGGCUGUGAAUAUCCCACCAGCACCGGGAGCACAGAGUCAUCUGCCCUUGCUGGCACCGCAUCAUCUACUGUACCGUAUUCCACGCUUGCUUCUUCCUUUUCUACGACUUCACCUUCUGGUCGGGAGACCACUUUCGUAUUCCCAACUACAACCCAGGAGCGAGCUCCUCCGGAAUCAUCCGAGAGCACGACAGAGACGACAUUAGAGUCGACCCUUACUCAGACUGUAACUUUUACAAAAAGCUCAAAGUCUCAAGCCUCGAGCCAGACCUCGACGAAGACUACAGAAACAUCUUCCAGGUCUACAGUGACAGGCUACAGUACUGAAUCUGCUUCAAGCACUUCCGCCACUUCCACUGCAGAGACUACAUCUUCAUCUCUUACAGAGACUGUUUCUACAUCCUCUACCGAAACUGGCUCCAAGACCUCCACAGAGACUCCUUCCAAGUCCUCUACAGAGAGUGGUUACUCCACAGGCUCCCUCACAAAAUCCAGCACCACCCCCUCUACAGAAUCUCCAUCCACCUCUUCAGCAACGACCGCCACACAAUCUUCACAAACCGCAUCCACGACUCCAUCAAACGCCUCCACCAAAUACACCUCCACCCCAUCUAAAACCCUCUCAUCCUCAUCCAUCGCCACAGGCUCAACAGCUUCCUCCGCUUUAGCCGCAACUACCACGAAGAACAGCUACAGCUCCCUGUACACGCCCUGUUCGGAAUCAUCGCUGAGCCGUUCUCGCGUUUAUACGCUCACCAAUUCUUCUACUUUUGCAACAAGCUAUUACCCGAGCACUGGAACGGGAUAUUCCACCACUCGACCGAAAGCGUCGAGCACUAGCUCCUCUUCAGCCCAAAGCUCAAUUGUUACAGUCGAGUCUACUGCUGUGCCGGUUACUGCUUCGACUUUGACGAGCAGCACGUACUAUUCUGUUCCAUCUGGUCAGGCAUCCACUUCUUCAUCAUCAACGUCUUCUUCUUCCUCUUCUUUGUCUUCAUCGAUUCCUUCCUCCUCUUCUUCUGUAUAUUCAUCUUCUUCACUUUCAUCAACAACCCCAACUGCUUCAACUUCAUCAACCUCCACCUCCACCAUAUCAUACGCAUCCUCCGCCAACGCCGCCACGCAGCCCGCAACCACCUCUUCAUCUUCCACCGCCACAACUUUCUACACCACCACAACUUCAACUUCCUCGUCUGCUCCUUCCACUCCGCCAUCCUACGGCCCGCCGUCUUAUGAUCUCCCGUCGUAUGGACCACCGCCAUCGUACGGUGUUAGAGGCCGUAGGGUAUGGUAA